UUCACAUGCGGUACUUGGGAUGCCAGCUUUAUCUCCUACAAUGACCCAAGGUAAUAUUGCAAAAUGGAGGAAGAAAGAAGGAGAUAAGAUAGAAGUGGGUGAUGUACUAUGUGAAAUUGAAACUGACAAAGCUACACUUGAAUUUGAAACUCUUGAAGAGGGAUUUCUCGCUAAGAUAUUGGUACCUGAAGGUUCAAAGGAUGUGCCUGUUGGACAACCAAUCGCUAUUACAGUUGAGGAUGCAAAUGACAUUCAAAAUGUUCCUGCUUCUGUGGGGGUUGAGACUAGGAUUGAAGAGAAGAAACCAACACCCCAGGAUGUCACAGAUGAAGAGAGGAAACCAGAAUCAACUUCUACUUCAAUUAAUGCAUCAGAGCUUCCACCUCAUGUCCUUCUUGAAAUGCCAGCUUUGUCCCCAACAAUGAACCAAGGAAACAUUGCUAAAUGGAGGAAAAAAGAAGGAGACAAGAUUGAAGUGGGUGACAUAUUAUGUGAGAUAGAGACAGACAAAGCUACCCUUGAAUUCGAAACUCUCGAAGAAGGGUACCUGGCUAAGAUACUUGCACCAGAAGGUUCAAAAGAAGUGGCAGUGGGACAACCUAUUGCAAUAACAGUUGAAGAUGCAAGUGAUAUUGAAGCUAUAAAGAGUUCUAUUAGCAGCAGCUCAGCAAGCCAACCGGAGAAGGCCACCCCACGUGACACUAAAAGUGAAGUCAAAGCACAGAAAAGCAAUACAAAACGAAUCAGUCCAGCUGCAAAGUUGCUAAUUACCGAAUAUGGAUUGGAUGCAUCAACGUUGAAUGCAUCUGGUCCUUAUGGCACCCUACUGAAAGGGGAUGUUCUUUCUGCUAUUAAGUAUGGAAAAUUGUCUCCCAAACCUACUUCGUUUAAAGAAAAGGCAUCACCAUCUCAAAGUCAUCAGCAAGUUGUAGCUUCACAACAGUCAAAGCCUGACUCGAAACAGCAAGAUGCUUAUGAAGAUUUUCCUAAUAGUCAAAUUCGCAAGGUGAUUGCCAAGAGGUUAUUGGAAUCAAAACAAAAUACACCACACUUAUAUGUAUCAUCAGAUGUUACACUGGAUCCUCUUCUUUCCCUUCGAAAGGAUCUUCAAGAGCAGUAUGACGUUAAAGUUUCAGUGAAUGACAUUAUUAUCAAAGUUGUAGCAGCUGCUCUCAGAAAUGUACCAGAAGCAAACGCAUACUGGAAUGCUGAGAAGGGUGAGGUCAUUUUAUGCGAUUCUGUUGACAUAUCCAUAGCAGUUGCCACUGAAAAGGGCUUGAUGACUCCAAUAAUAAAAAAUGCUGAUCACAAGACAAUAUCUGCGAUCUCCAAAGAGGUCAAGGAACUAGCUGCAAAGGCACGUGCAGGCAAGUUGAUGCCACAGGAAUUCCAAGGGGGGACUUUUAGCAUUUCAAACUUAGGAAUGUUUCCUGUGGAUAAAUUUUGUGCCAUUAUAAACCCCCCACAGGCUUGCAUUCUUGCGGUAGGGAGAGGCAACAAAGUUGUGGAACCAGUAAUUGAAGCUGAUGGAAUUGAGAAGCCAUCAGUUGCCACUAAGUUGAACUUAACAUUGUCUGCUGAUCAUCGGGUUUUUGAUGGCAAAGUUGGAGGUGCAUUUCUCUCUGCUUUGCAGUCAAACUUCAGUGACAUAAGACGACUUCUUUUAUAAUGACAUGCAGCAAAUGUUCUUGUUACUUGAUUGAACUUCUCAUGACUAAUCAAGUAGAUUCACCCCAACCUGGAUCAAGCUUGCAUAGCACCAUUUUUGUCAUUUAUAAUUUUAUCUCCUUAUCUUAAAGUUUUCAGAUAAAGAUUUCCUCCACCCCACACUCGCUAGUCGGGUUUAACGAGGAGUAUUUUUUUUUUUUAUCUAAAAGUUUUCGAUUGUUGUGCCUUAUCAGUUUUUGGAAAAUAAUAUCUUGGGUCUAGUUACCAAAUAUCCUGAGAAAAUACCUGUCAAAGUACCAUGUAAAAUUAGGUUUCCAACGAUUGAGAUUCAAGCAGGUUGGAAAUUUUGUUCAUUAGGCAAUCUGAUGCCCUUUGAUGUUUUAAUUUUGUAUGAACAGCUUUGUAUAGACAUACCAACAUUUUGAUGAAUAAGAAUUCCUUUCAUGUGCUGCAUAUCCGACUUAAGUGAUGGGAAGAUUUGUCACAA
Gastrolobium bilobum is the source of this 2155-nucleotide messenger RNA. RefSeq names its product dihydrolipoyllysine-residue acetyltransferase component 1 of pyruvate dehydrogenase complex, mitochondrial. The record is from RefSeq and is a predicted model, not a curated record. The transcript is spliced from 19 exons. Gene Ontology annotation, molecular function: dihydrolipoyllysine-residue acetyltransferase activity. Gene Ontology annotation, cellular component: mitochondrion; pyruvate dehydrogenase complex. Bases 20 to 1669 code for a protein of 549 amino acids. Gene Ontology annotation, biological process: pyruvate decarboxylation to acetyl-CoA. NCBI's taxonomy places the organism in Eukaryota, Viridiplantae, Streptophyta, Magnoliopsida, Fabales, Fabaceae.